GCGAUGGCGACAUGGAGAGCGGGGCCUACUGCGCGGCCAAGGCGGGUGGCUCCUUCGACCUGCGGCGCUUCCUGACGCAACCGCAGGUGGCGGCGGGGGCCCUGUGCAGGAUCUUUGCCUUGAUCGUGUUCUCCUGCAUCUAUGGCGAGGGCUACAGCAAGUCUAAGCAGAUGUACUGCAUAUUCAACCACAACGAGGACGCCUGCCGCUAUGGCAGUGCCAUUAGGGUGCUGGCCUUUGAGGCCUCGGCCUUCUUGGCGGCCGACGCGUAUUUCCCCCAGAUCAGCAAUGCCACUGACCGCAAGUACCUGGUCAUUGGUGACUUGCUCUUCUCAGCUCUCUGAACCUUCCUGUGGUUUGUUGAUUUCUGUUUCCUUACUAACCAGUGGGUGGCCACCCAACCGGAGGAUGUGCCGCUGGAAGCCAACUCCACGUGGACAGCCAUCACUUUCAGCUUCUUUUCCAUCUUCUCCUGGGGCGUGCUGGCCUUCCUGGCCUAUCAGCGCUGCAAGGCUGGCGUGGACGACUUCAUCCAGAACUACAUCGACUCCAUCCCAGACCUCAACACUGCCUACGCCUCCUACCCAGGUGCAUCUGUGGACAACUACCAGCAGCUGCCCUUCACCCAGAAUGCGGAAACCACCGAGGGCUACCAGCUGCUCCUGUGUACUGAGUGACCUUCGGGGUGGGAAGGGGGGCAGAGAGGACCCUCCCCUCUGCCCUGGACUUUCCCACGAGCCUCCUGGAACUGCCAGGCCCCCUCCUUCGCCUGUCCCAUCCUGUGCAACUCACACACAGCUAAGGAGCCUCCCAGCCUGGGGCGCUGGCAGAGCCACACCUCAAGUGCCUGCACCCAGAGGGCUUUAGUCAGACACACUCUUCCAGGGCACUUUUAGGAAAGGGUGUUUAGCUAGUGUUUCUCCUUGC
Molecule: messenger RNA, 927 nt
Organism: Rhinopithecus roxellana (golden snub-nosed monkey)
Lineage: Eukaryota; Metazoa; Chordata; Mammalia; Primates; Cercopithecidae
Product: putative synaptogyrin-2 like protein
Exons: 1
Coding region: 12-344 (110 amino acids)
Cellular component (GO): synaptic vesicle membrane; neuromuscular junction
Source: RefSeq, a predicted model, not a curated record